Malania oleifera is the source of this 1402-nucleotide messenger RNA. RefSeq names its product probable receptor-like protein kinase At5g24010. The record is from RefSeq and is a predicted model, not a curated record. The coding region runs from base 7 to 1152 and encodes 381 amino acids. The transcript is spliced from 2 exons. Gene Ontology annotation, molecular function: protein kinase activity. Lineage: Eukaryota; Viridiplantae; Streptophyta; Magnoliopsida; Santalales; Ximeniaceae.
AUUUCUAUGUUUUCUCCACCAUUAAUGGAAACCUCAAACCCGAACUUCUUCUUCUCUCUAACACAAAUUCUUCUCUUCUCUCUCAUCAGCUCCUCCUCCCUUGCAGCUUUCACUCCUCAAGACAAUUUCCUCAUCAACUGUGGAUCCAACGCAGACACUUCCAUAGAUGACAGGCUCUUUCUCGCCGAUUCAACAAAACCGGGAUCCAAUUUUCUAUCUCCUUCACCUGAAAAAUCUCUCUCUCUCAAAAACCAAAACCCACCUCUGGGUAGUGGUGCUACUUCCCUUCUCUACCUUACAGCUAGAGUUUUCACUUCUGUUUCCAGCUUUACUUUUCCUGUCCAUAGAGUUGGGUCACUCUACAUUCUACGUCUCCACUUCUCCCCCUUUGUUUCUUCAAAUUUCAACCUCAGUUCUGCUCAUUUUGAGGUCUUCGUAAAUGGCUUCAAGCUCUUGAACAAUUUCAGCACUAAGGCUUUUGUUUUGAAGGAAUACAUAGUAAAAAUAGACAAGAAUUUUGUCCAAAUCUUGUUCUCACCAGCCAGCGACGAACCGAGGCCAAGUUUCGCAUUUGUGAAUGCUGUGGAAAUGUUCUCUGCUCCCGACAAUCUUUUCACUGAUGAGGGGCUGAGGUUGGUUGGCCCUGCAGACGGAGCACCACUAGAGAAUAACAGUAAGGUUUUCGAGACUAUUCAUAGGGUGAAUGUUGGUGGAUCAAAAAUAACCCCUCGCAAUGACACUCUUUGGAGGACUUGGGUCCCUGAUGAGAAUUUUCUUGUCUUGAAAUCAUCAGCAAAAAAUGCCACCAUCUCUCAUUCACCCAACUAUUGGGAAGGAGGACCCAGUAAAGAGAUCGCCCCUGACUACGUAUACAUGACUGCGCAACAAAUGAACAAGCCUAUUUUGAUGGAUCCAUGGUUCAACAUUUCAUGGGAAUUUCCCGUGGGUUCCGACAACAACGCCAACUGUCGUCGCCUUGUCCGGCUGCAUUUUUGCGACAUAGUAAGCCCGACACUCGGUGUGCUUGUGUUUGAUGUUUUCAUCAAUGGAUUUUUGGCAUACAAAGAUCUAGACUUGUACUUGCUUACAGGGACAAUAAUGCUUGCUUCACCAUACUACGUGGACUUUGUUGUGGGUUCUAGCUGUAAGUAAGGGGUUAUGAGGGUUAGCGUUGGCCCUUCUCUCUCGACUCUGGGCAAGCCUAAUCGGAGGAAUGCUAUUUUGAAUGGGGUGGAGAUCAUGAAUAUGGUGGCGAUUGAGAAUUCAAAAGGUAGUGUUGUGAUUGCCCAAAAAAAUUGGGUUGUGGUGGUUAUAUCGACAAUUUUGUUGAUGAUGCACUUACAUGAUCUUUUUGUUUUUUUUGACUUUAUUUACUCAAUGAAUUGCUAAAAGAGGUGAUCUA